GCAGAGAGGAGCUCAGGCCUAGCUCAUUUUCGCCUGGCAGGUCAGCUGCUCUGUGUUUCAGUCUGAAGCCGUUGGCUGCUACUGAACCGUUUGGCUCUUUUCUCUACUAGCGAGCAAACCUACAAUCUAGACCCAACUGUCCAUCCAGCUCAUUUUUAAAGGGAUUUAUCAUUAUAUAUGCCCGUGUAUCCAAAACACAUCGGUCAUUGGGGAUUCCUAGCACCGGUUGGCGAGGUCUGAAGGCCGUUAUAACGCUUUUUCGAGGUUUAAUUAGAGGUAGAAAACAACGGUGGUGGAGGAGGAGGAGAUUCCAUAUUAGGAGCACAGAGGAGAAGGCACCCCCCUUGUGUGAUUUGGAGCUUUUGGUUCUGAGCCCAUGGUCCAAGGCCCUGACUGAACUUACUGGUGGGGCAUACAGACUUACUACUGUGGCUAGGUGUGUGCGUGCUGACCUCAUGGUGUAACAGGAGUAAAGAUGAGCAUUAGCAGUGAUGAGGUCAACUUCCUGGUCUACAGAUACCUACAGGAGUCAGGGUUCUCCCACUCAGCGUUUACCUUUGGUAUAGAGAGUCACAUCAGCCAGUCCAACAUCAAUGGUGCUCUGGUUCCCCCUGCUGCCCUCAUCAGCAUCAUCCAGAAGGGCCUGCAGUACGUCGAGGCUGAAGUCAGCAUCAAUGAGGACGGCACGUUAUUUGACGGGCGGCCCAUCGAGUCUCUGUCCCUGAUUGACGCCGUGAUGCCAGACGUUGUUCAGACGAGGCAGCAGGCCUACCGGGACAAGAUGGCUCAGCAGCAGGCCGCCGCUUCAGCUCCGACAUCGGCCACCGGAGGCAGCAUCGCUGGGAACGCCAAGAAUGGAGAGAAUACUGCCAACGGGGAGGAGAACGGAGCCCACGCCUUAGCUAACAACCAUGCAGACCUGAUGGAGGUGGACGGAGACGUGGAGAUCCCACAGAACAAGGCCAUGGUCUUGAGGGGCCACGAGUCAGAGGUCUUCAUCUGUGCCUGGAACCCAGUCAGCGAUCUGCUGGCAUCGGGGUCUGGUGAUUCGACAGCUCGUAUCUGGAACCUGAGUGAAAACAGUACAAGCAGCUCCACACAGCUGGUCCUGAGACACUGCAUACGGGAGGGAGGCCAGGACGUCCCCAGCAACAAAGACGUCACAUCGCUAGACUGGAAUAGUGAGGGCACGCUGUUAGCGACAGGCUCCUAUGACGGCUUUGCCAGAAUAUGGACGAAGGAUGGGAACCUGGCUAGCACACUUGGCCAACACAAAGGUCCCAUCUUUGCCCUUAAGUGGAAUAAAAAAGGCAAUUUCAUCCUCAGUGCAGGAGUAGACAAGACAACAAUCAUAUGGGAUGCCCAUACAGGAGAAGCCAAACAACAGUUUCCCUUCCAUUCAGCUCCGGCACUAGAUGUGGACUGGCAGAGCAACAACACGUUCGCCUCCUGUAGUACCGACAUGUGCAUCCAUGUCUGUAAGCUGGGACAGGACAGACCCAUUAAAACAUUCCAGGGACACACAAAUGAAGUAAAUGCAAUCAAGUGGGACCCCACAGGGAACCUGUUAGCCUCCUGCUCAGACGACAUGACGUUGAAGAUUUGGAGUAUGAAGCAGGACUCGUGUGUCCAUGACCUGCAGGCCCACAGUAAAGAAAUCUACACCAUCAAAUGGAGUCCCACCGGCCCUGGAACCAACAAUCCCAGCGCUAACCUCAUGCUAGCCAGCGCUUCGUUCGAUUCCACGGUCCGUCUUUGGGACGUGGAGAGAGGAAUCUGUAUCCACACGCUGACUAAACACCAGGAGCCAGUCUACAGCGUGGCGUUCAGUCCUGACGGUCGCCAUCUGGCCAGCGGCUCCUUUGACAAAUGCGUGCACAUCUGGAACACACAGACGGGCGCUUUAGUCCACAGUUACAGAGGGACGGGGGGAAUCUUUGAGGUUUGCUGGAAUGCAGCAGGGGACAAAGUGGGAGCCAGCGCAUCAGACGGAUCUGUGUGUGUACUAGACCUUCGGAAAUAGUGUUGCUGUUUGUUGGAAGCCAUGGACCGACCAUGAAUGUGUACAUAGCCAAAUGACUGUCCCUGCCUGCCCUGCGUACUGCUCACGCUUACGACUAUGGCCCCGCCCACCGACAGACAGGAAGCAGGAAACAGGAACAGGAAGCAAGCACCCGACACAGCAGGUCCAGACACAGGGGUGAACAGAUGGACGGACGGACGGACGGACAGACGGAUAAACGGGCGGAUGGAAGCGCCCCUCUCUAUCUGUGCAGACUCUUCCAGAGAUGCAGAAGGGACGCAGUGAAAAAAAGAAAAAACCGAAAGACAAAAAAAAGUUCCAGAUCCGUAUAUGUACCAAAAUUUGGAAGCUAUUUUGCUUUUUUUGAUCUUUAAAAACCAUGCUCAUCGUCAUCAAAAUGAAAAACAAUGAAAAAAGUGUUGAUCUUUGUUACUAGUUGGAUCUCAUUGUGCAGACAUAUCAACUUCUCCACCAUAAAAAUAGGAUGGCACUUAGUUUUUUUAAAUUUCAGAUCUCUUGUUUCAAUGUUUUUAUAUUUUUUAUCUUUGGGGGAGGGGACGGGGCUUGUCAGGUCACAGUUUUAUUAAUUGGAGAAGUACGUACAUACAUAGAAACACUGGGACACGCACCAAACAGUUCUCAAAAAACGAGUCAUCGUCAUGAUUUCAAACCAGUGUGGCAGAUCUAAAGGCUUUUUCUCCUGUGUUUCAGUGCUUUGUGCAGCUGUGAGUGGGUCAUACGGUUAACCUCAACAAAAUGCAGUAGUUCAUGUGUCGUCUCUGUGCGUCCACUGGUCACAUGACACACAUGAUGUACAUCUAGAUGCUUUAAAUCAGCUCCUCUGUGCACUAUUGGAUCGACCCACGGUUCUCUCUGGACUCUUAUCUGUGAUGGAAACUAAAGUUUUUAAUUGGCGAGAAGCUGACCUCCACAUGUCUGAAUGUUCAAGGCAGUUUUAAGUUGUCAUAUUGUCCUCAGCCAGUAGGAUUACAGCAGUUCUUUUUCACCUUUACUCAUCUGUAAGACACAACAUUUCUAAUGUGUUUCACCCUCAAACGCCUCAAAUCACCAAACACACGAUGCUCUGAAGUGUGGUGGUAAAACGGCAAAAGUUUUCACAGAUUCUCCGUGGUCAGAUGCUCUGGAGGUAGAAAUGAUAUCAGCGGGCAGAUCCAAAGAAAAACCCAUCGAGGGAAAGAGCUCCACAGUGUUACUGACUGUGGAGCUCAGCUGUGUUUCUCAUUCAUUUGGGAGCGUGCACGCAUUAUUUAACAGCCUGAAUUAGUUCUUUUUUUGUGUAUUUGUCCAAGUAAAACCAAAUACACACAAACGGUUGGUAGUUCCUUUUUUAGCUGAAUCAUUACAGUUAGGGCUCAUUUAUGUUCAAUUGUUCCAUGCGGAUAAGGAUGGAGAUUUUAGUCCUAACUUUUCUUUCAUUUUGUUCAUAUUUCUGUAUCUCUGAAAGCUUACAGACACGGAGCAAAUGGAGCAGCAAAUAGAGAGAUGGCCGUCUGACUAGUGAUGUGCCAAUGAAGCCUCAUGAAGCAUUUUCUUUAUUUU
Molecule: messenger RNA, 3583 nt
Organism: Centropristis striata (black sea bass)
Lineage: Eukaryota; Metazoa; Chordata; Actinopteri; Perciformes; Serranidae
Gene: tbl1xr1a
Product: TBL1X/Y related 1a
Exons: 16
Coding region: 476-2023 (515 amino acids)
Biological process (GO): regulation of transcription by RNA polymerase II
Cellular component (GO): histone deacetylase complex
Molecular function (GO): protein binding; transcription corepressor activity
Source: RefSeq, a predicted model, not a curated record